AUGUCUAUCGACACAAUUACAAAUCCAGAUCAGGCGCUGGGACCACCUUCAUCACGAUAUCGCGACGUGCGAGCAUCUUACAGUUCUUCAAAAAAGGCCAGCAGCUUCAUUGCUCAUCUCCGGUCGUCAAAUACAUCAGCUAACAAGACUAUUUGGCCGCCCACGGUCUGCAACGAGGUUUCUCGCCAGGUACAUCGCGAAGGCUUUGUCCUUCAUACCGCUCAAACACAUGAUAGACUGAGAAAGCUAAACGUUGAAGCGAUAUUCUGA
This is a messenger RNA of Peronospora belbahrii, 270 nucleotides long. The record is from the annotation of a GenBank genome assembly. NCBI's taxonomy places the organism in Eukaryota, Oomycota, Peronosporomycetes, Peronosporales, Peronosporaceae.